This is a messenger RNA of Lathyrus sativus (Indian pea), 540 nucleotides long. NCBI's taxonomy places the organism in Eukaryota, Viridiplantae, Streptophyta, Magnoliopsida, Fabales, Fabaceae. The record is from the annotation of a GenBank genome assembly.
AUGGAAGUUAAGUUGGACGAAGAUGUAGAUGAUGGAUCAGAGGUGGAUAUGAGUAGUGCAAUAGAUGAGUUAUGGAAAAGGUUUAAGUCACUGGAUGUUGUUGGGAAAAAGGCAUUAAAAAGUAGGAUUUUUGAACUUGCCUUCCCUACAAUGACUUCUAUGUGUCCACCGCCUGAGAAAAUAAAAACUAAAGGGGGAGUCAAGAAGAAAGACAAAAAACCAGUAGGAUAUGAUGUUUAUAGAGACCCUUCGUAUCACGAGUAUGUUGAUCAAGCAUCUCAAUCUUCACAGAUGCAAUCUCAACCAUCACAAACUUCAAAGAAAUUGAAAUUAUCACAGUCUUCACAAAAAAAAUCUCAACCAGCACAGGCUUCGAACAAGUUGAAAUUAUCACAAUCUUCAAAGUCAUCUAAGCAGUUCAUCCUUCAAUUUCCUAAUCACAUCAGCUCAUAUAUUGAUGAUGUAGUUAAUGUUGUAUCAGAUGGUAAUUGUGGAUUUCGAGUAAUUGCUUCAUUGUAUGGAUAUGGUGCAGAUGGUUAG